AUCACCGGACAAUAAAAAACUCCAGCGAAUUUUCUCCACAUGUACCGGAAAAUUAAACAGCUAUUGGCAGCCAGUUCGAACAUUUCAUUAUUUCUAUGGGCAAUAUUUUGCCUGUUGAUAUACCUGUUCAUGCCGGAUAGUCCUCGCAUUGUGCCACAGCAGCUAACCACAGUGGAGCUUUCCGCUGCGUACAGUGAAAACCCGCAGCAGUUGAUCGAUUUACACGAUUUUGAUUAUGUCAUUAAGCAGCCGCCCUGCAAGCCUCACACCCGGGCGCUCAUCAUGGUCCACUCGGCGCCGCUCAACAUUGACAAACGGUCCGUGAUACGUCGGACAUGGGGCAGCCCGUCCGUUAUAUCAACCAGUUCUCCGCUGCGCCUCUUCUUUCUGAUCGGCGCCGUCGGAGAUGAUGCGAUGCAAUCAAUGCUGCUGGCGGAGCACACACGUCAUGGCGACUUGUUGCAGGGCAACUUUCUGGAUGGAUACUUUAACCUGACCUACAAGCAUGUGAUGGCUCUCAAAUGGUUCCAUACGCGCUGCGAACAGGCCCAGCUGCUGGUCAAAGUGGAUGAUGACAUUUACCUCAAUACGCCGCAGCUGCUGGAGCAUUUAAGAUCUCCAUUCCCAACAGACUCAAUUUUAGAACAGACUCCAUCGGAGAACCUGCUGCUAUGUGCCAUUAGGAACAGAGACCGUGUGAUCCGUUCCUAUUCCUCCAAAUGGCGCGUAAGCUUCUGGGAAUACUCCGGUCGUUACUACCCGCCCUUCUGUCCAGGCUUUGCAGUUUUCUAUUCCUCGGAUGUCGUCAGGCGGCUCUACUUGGCCGCCCAACGCUCCAGCUUUUUUAAACUGGAUGAUGUGUUCGUUACCGGCUUGCUGUCCAAGCGCAGCAAUAUUACCAUAACAGACCUGACGCCGUAUGUGUUGAGCCCAGAAGAACUUAACUUCCUGCUCAGCAGAGGCACUGAAUCGGAUCAGUUAAAGUUUUUAGUGUCCUGGCACGAAAUGUCAGCGCAGCAAAUUAAUGGCCUUUGGCAACUGUAUGACAUUGAUAAUACAAGUUACUGA
Messenger RNA from Drosophila montana, 1068 nucleotides. RefSeq names its product beta-1,3-galactosyltransferase 5-like. The record is from RefSeq and is a predicted model, not a curated record. The transcript has a single exon. Gene Ontology annotation, cellular component: Golgi membrane. Gene Ontology annotation, molecular function: hexosyltransferase activity. The coding region runs from base 40 to 1068 and encodes 342 amino acids. Lineage: Eukaryota; Metazoa; Arthropoda; Insecta; Diptera; Drosophilidae.